ACAACACCAUCUCAUAACAGAAGAAGAGCCUUCUCUUCCCCUCAAAAAAAAAAGAGAAGAAGAGCCUUCUCCUUCUCAAGAAGAAGAAGAAAGCCAAAAGGCCUUCCAAGGCGACCAACCUCUAGGAGCGGAGUAAAAGAAGGAGGCCAUAACAAUACAAGGAAAAGGCUGAGUUUUAAAGACAAUCCUACAACAAAGAAAAACAGGGCGGCCAACAUUAUGUCAAGAAACACUGAGAUGGACGGGGAGAACGGUGAUGGAAAAAUUCUGCCCAUAAAUGCAAAGAUGACAACUGAUCUACCCCCACUCGUGGAACGUAAGGAAUACCUGCCUCUCCCCAAAUGGCUGAACGAUGACUAUAAGUCAAACAUAGCUGAUCUCGAAGGGUGGAAGUGCAUGGAAAUAGCUCGUGCUGAUGGUAGUGGAAGAAAGGACAAGUAUUACACUCACAGGGAUUAUGCACAUACCUUCCGCUCCAAGAAAGAAGUUCAACACUUUCUAGACACUGGAGAAGUUAAAGGGAAAGGGCUUCUGCAGAAGAAAUUGGCUGAUGAUCCUAGUGGACAGAGUUCUGGUUCAAGGCGUUCAACCAAAAGAACCAUGUUACUGCCUGCAAACAAUGAUCCUCCUAAAAGGCCAACAGCAUAUGCAGAUUAUUUAAGAAGACCCAAUGUUGGAGGAAUUUUCCGUUAUUCAAAUGAGGACGGCCCGCCUGGCUUUUUGUAAUCCUAGUUGGAAGAUACAUUUGGUAACUUGUUCUAUUCAGGGCACAAUAAUCAGAUGACAUGUAACUCUUUGUGCUGGUGUUGCUGAGUACUAGUUUUAUCUCCUUCUGGUAUGCUCUAUGCAUACUCUACUAAAAAGUUUGCUUUCCUUGGCAACAAUGUUUCAUGUCUGGUUUAUGACAAACAAGUAUAAUGGGUGGACUU
Messenger RNA from Sorghum bicolor (sorghum), 929 nucleotides. RefSeq lists its product as uncharacterized. NCBI's taxonomy places the organism in Eukaryota, Viridiplantae, Streptophyta, Magnoliopsida, Poales, Poaceae. The record is from RefSeq and is a predicted model, not a curated record. The transcript is spliced from 7 exons. Bases 220 to 726 code for a protein of 168 amino acids. Gene Ontology annotation, molecular function: DNA binding.